CGCCCCUCCACCAUGACAUGCUCCGGAUGCGGCGCCGCCAAGCGCCCCGAUGGCAAAUCCCUGCUACGAUGCGGCAAGUGCAAGACCACGCAGUACUGCUCCAAGGAGUGUCAGGUGAACAUGUGGCCCACGCACAAGGCCGAAUGCCUCCAGCAGACGUCGAAAAAAGCACUUGACGAGGCCAAGAAGCGCCCCGACGAGGGCGCCCUACGACAGCGCCGAUCCAUUCAACAGAACUCGGGUUCGGGCAUGAACGCCCUUUUCGAACGACUUCAGCAGCAGUUCGACGCCAGGGAUAAGGCGAUCCGCGACUUCGUGCACCCGGCAAGAGCGGCUUCCGCGCGAGCCGGCCUUGUUCACAACGACUUCGUCGACCUGGAGGCUGCAAUGCGGGGCGAGCAAUUUCCCGGCCCGCUCGCGGCGGAGGACGCGGAACACAGCGGGUUCUGGGUGUACUGGCCGGAUGAUUGGGCGAAAACGCCGGGUGCCAUGGCGGAGUGGUGUCUGGAGGAGUUCAACGAGUUCGGCGCCUUCCAUUCGGAAGAGGAGAUCGAGAAGGAAUUCUUCGGCGGGGACGGAGAGGAGUGGAAUCUCAUCGACGGACCGGGCUGGCCGGGGAUAUACACCGACAGGCGCUCGCACGGCAUCCACCUGGCACCGGAUAAGUACGUCACCAGGUGCGACACGUGGGAGGAGGCGUGGAAGCUGUGGCACCGCACGGGCGGCGCGAGCGGACGCCGAUGGUUCACGUGCUUCAGGACGCCCAUACCGCGCAGCAUCACCAAAGCGCAGUUUGCGGCUAUUGUGAACUGGUACGUGUGCUCGACGCCGAUGGGCGAGGCGAUGCGGGGCAGGCACGGGCUGGGAGCGAUCGGGAUACACGUCGAACUGCAAUACGCGAACCGUCGGUGGGGGUACGUUAACAUGGCGUCCGCGAACCACCGGGGACCGGCGUGCAACGACGUGGUCUCGAACCUCGACUGCGAUCAGGUCCCCAAAGCGGGAGACGGCCGGAAUUGGCACGUCAAGGUCGACGACUUCACCCUCGCGUUCCAGGAGUGGUCCCCGGAGAAUCCAAAGACGGCGGCCCGGCAGAAAAGGCUGAGGACAAAGGUACCGGCAGGCGCGAAACCGGCGCAAACCACCGACCCGACGACUCGCCCGUUUUCAAAGUACCUGAUGAAGAGCGAAGCGCUCUUCCCGGCGGAGGGCAAGGAAUGGGCGUGUGUCGACGGCGAGACGAUCGAUUCGGUCCUCGCGAGCGGGCAGUUGCCCGGCGCGGUCAAGGCGAAGUUCGCGCGGUGGGAGACGGUGGAGCCCGGGGCGGAUUACGACGAGAGAGGGCAGCGCAUCCAGCGCGGCGGCUUCACCGCCGGAGGGGAGUCGUGGGGAGCUCCCCCACCCUGGGAAUAAUCUUAAGUUAGCGAGUCAUGUCAACACACGUUUGGGGUUACCGUCGG
Messenger RNA from Micromonas commoda, 1460 nucleotides. RefSeq lists its product with no specific name. Lineage: Eukaryota; Viridiplantae; Chlorophyta; Mamiellophyceae; Mamiellales; Mamiellaceae. The record is from RefSeq and is a predicted model, not a curated record. The transcript has a single exon. The coding region runs from base 13 to 1413 and encodes 466 amino acids.